UCUUCAAUGCUUCCUAUCGAUGAAACCAUCCUGCCCUUCGGUGGUGGAGGCGUAUGCUGCGCCUGUGAACGGCACAUCACGCACUUCGCCUGCCCAGGCUUUUUCAGCACGUGUGCAGGGAGAAAGGGAGCAAACUCUGCAGGCCGCUGUGGCAUUACCCCCUCCCAAAGCACGAGGACCACCUGGGCCCCCACUACGGCCGAAGCCAGCGAAACAGGAGGUUGAGGCCCUGGCCAAACACCUGGCCCUGGCUGCACGGCAUCGGCAACAAAGAGAGUCUCAGGAGGAGCAGGCGGAACUGGCGGCCUUGGUGGCAGCGAGCCAAGUAUCCAACAAAGCGCGCAGUUCUGGCUCCACUGGCCGGCCGCGAUUGGGGGCGGUUCCCGCUCCGUCAGUUAUAUCACAUGCGACGACACCAUCGUGGCGAUCGCGAUCCAAGCAGGUGUCCGAGGGUGGUGCCGAAGCGGAUGCUGAUGGCAUUGCACCACUGCCCAGGCAACGACUCACGCCCUUGCUGGAAAAGCGCUGGACGGCCGUGGAACAGACUCGUCUGGCUCCAAAGAGCGAGCUGGAGCGGCUCGAGCGGAUCGAUCCGGAUGUGGAUGAGGCCAAUGCUAUGCUGGUGGAGUCCUUUCUCAAUGUGAAACGCUCUCUGGGAGCAGAGAUUGAGGAGGCAACUUCGCAGCGGUCCAAGGAAGAUCCAUCAGCGUCCAGCUACUUCGUCUCGAAGCCGGGCGUCACGACACCCAUCCCGUCAGGUGGUGGCUUAAAGAAAGCCGGCUAUCAGGUCUUGAGCGGCCUGCCCGGAGCCCCUCUGAGUGCCAGCGCCGGGAAUGCGUCGGCGUUGGGGAGUGCUUACUCUUGCGCCACGGAUCUCAGUAGUAGCGCCGUACGGUGAAGCUGUUGUCGACCAACCAUUGAACAUUGGAAAAUUCUGAUGUGG
Molecule: messenger RNA, 943 nt
Organism: Cladocopium goreaui
Lineage: Eukaryota; Dinophyceae; Suessiales; Symbiodiniaceae
Source: the annotation of a GenBank genome assembly